AGUUAGUCGUUGACAAAAGCUGCUCCUCCUUACUGAACAUUAUCACCCACCUGUAAUCUCCUCUUCUACCCUGGUUUGACUCAGUAAAGAAAUGCUGCAUAUUUCAACUUUAAUGCUGUUUGGGACUGGUUUUCUGACAGUUUUGUGUCCAGUGGUCAGUAUAGAGGUCCUGCCAGGAGAAAAUGUUACUAUAUGGUGUGAAAACAACAACUAUGGUGGUACAGAAUUGUGCUGGUUUAAGCAAGCACCUUAUGCUGUACCAAUAGCAAUUUUGUGCAAGCUACACACGGAUAGUCUUAAACGUUUCGAGCCACGAUAUUUUGCUAAUUUCACAAUGAAUCAGAUGAUCAUGGAUCUGUACAGUAAAUCCACCUCUUUAACAGUACUGGAUGUAAGAGUUUCUGAUUCUGGCUUCUACUUUUGUGGAGCUGUGGAUUAUGAAAUGAAAUUUGGCAAUGGAACCAGACUUGAAGUGAAAGAUAAGAAUGAUAUGUCAGGAAAAAAUGACACACAAACCUUGAAAAAUGACCAUAAUAAAUCCUCUAUGUCUGCUGAUGAUUGUUCUGGAAACAUCUUUUUAAUCCUGACAUUCAUAUUUGGUGGAUUUAUUAUUUUUACCUUUAAUAUUCUGCUCAUUUUGGUUAUUAUUAGAAAACACAGACGAGUGAAACAGAGAAAAGCUGCUCAUGACCAAGAACAACAGCAAGAUUACAAGGAGCAGGACUCUGAGUCAGUGGAGUAUUCUGCUGUACAUUUCUCAAGAAGAGAAAGACAAACUAAUACAAUAGUCAUGUAUGAGAUGUAUACUGAUGCCACAUAAUGCAUAACUCACUAAAUGCAGAUUUUAUUCAUAAAAUAUUUUUCAGAAAGAACACUUCAAUGUACUGAUAAUAUGUGUUUUGAUACUCUGUUUGGAUCAUUCUGAUAACAACCAUAA
This is a messenger RNA of Misgurnus anguillicaudatus (oriental weatherfish), 937 nucleotides long. NCBI's taxonomy places the organism in Eukaryota, Metazoa, Chordata, Actinopteri, Cypriniformes, Cobitidae. The record is from RefSeq and is a predicted model, not a curated record.